UUAAACAGUUUCGCAAAAUUGCGGCCCAAAUAACUCAGCCCAAGAACUAGCUGCUGCAAAUUGCGAUGGAAGUUAAUUUGGGACAGGACGGUAGCUGAGCGCCUGAGCCUGAGAUCAGAGAAGAUGAUGGGGGAAGUGGAGAAGAUGAUCGCAGUGGGUCUGGUAUGGGGCGCCACAAAUGCUAUCAUGCGCCGGGGUGCCGUUCUAUGGGACCAAGCUGUGAAAUCCACAUCAAGGGCAGAUCCCAACGCCAAGCUGUACCAGAGAGCACUGUUGUCCCUCCGCAACUGGUUCAAGCUCCUAUGGAUCUGGCAGUACUCCAUCCCCUUUCUCGUCAACCUCUCCGCCUCCCUCACUUUCUUCGCCAUCCUCUCACACGCCCCACUCUCCCUCGCCGUCCCUGUCACCAACGCCACCACCUUCGCCGCCACCGCCGUCUUCGGCAUCCUUCUCGGCGAACGCACCCACCUUCUUCGCGCAUCCGUCGGUACCGCUUUUAUCGUUUCCGGCCUUUUCCUUUGUAUCAAUUCCUAACCUUUCAACUAUCUCUGUUUAUGCGUCAUUCUGUUACUUCCAUUGUCAGAUUCAAGUUUUGUUGUAUCGUCGAAUUGUAAUCAUGUCCCGAGCUAGGUUUUAUUUUUUCAAAAUUACAGUAGUUUAUUAGGCCUGUUCAGUUCUCAGUACGGAAAUUACCAAAGCAUUGUCCUCUUUUGGCGAUGAUGAAAAAUUAUUGUGUGUUAAGUAGAUAACUAAGCAUACAAAGCAGCAUUAUUAGUUCUUGGUGAGCAAGAAUCGAGUCACCAAGCCUCGCGAGGCUUUAAAAAAUGGGGCAAUGACUGAGAAAAAAAAAAGAACCAGCAUAUGAUCCUUAUAGUUAGAGUUGUGUUUUAGAACAUUCUGGAGGCAACUGGCCGUUGAAUCUCUUGGAAUCGGCACAGUAGUCGUAGAUCAUGUAAUUCUUUCUGACCCAGUUCAACUGGCCUUUUUCGGAGUAACUUAGCUGCUUGUAUAGGGGAGAAAUCCACCAAUUUGCAGGGACAUUGGAGGCACAGUGAUUGAUGCUCACUGCCCCAUUCCACUUGCAAGCCCUUGCUCUGAAAUGAUGAAAGCUGGCUAUGAAUGGUGCACCUCUCCAGUCAGUCUUAACAAGCCCUCCUCUAGUUGCCCAGUCAUCUGCAUUCCAUAGGCUGCUGUAUACCCUCAUUCCAUGCUUGUUUGGAUACGCAACGCCGUGAUUUUCGUAGUUCUGAAAAACCCGAAUCGGCAGACCAUCAACAUACCACCUGAGAUAGCAGUGCAGUGCAGUGAUAGUUAAAGAUCAUCACAUCCUUAGAUAGCAGUUAAAUAAUUGUGUUAUCAUCAACUUACACAAUUUGCGUGGGGUUCCAGUGAAUGGUGUAGUUGUGAAAGUCAGCAGCUGGGUCAAACCAGAGGUAAAAUUGUUGCUCUUUGUUUCCUUUUCCUUGUGUAUAUAUGUUGGUAUUGACAGUGUAUGGUUGUCCUGUAAUGUUGCCUAAGAACUCAAAAUCUAUCUCAUCAUGCUGACUUCCCGUGGAGGAUAACUGUACACAAUAUUUUGGGAGAAGCAUUAGCAAUCCAUUUUGUGUGGAAAGUAUAAGAGAUUAUUGUGACCUUUUUAGCUCAUGUGACUUUGACUUACAUAGUAGGCUGUUACUAUUCCUGCG
Molecule: messenger RNA, 1685 nt
Organism: Arachis ipaensis
Lineage: Eukaryota; Viridiplantae; Streptophyta; Magnoliopsida; Fabales; Fabaceae
Source: RefSeq, a predicted model, not a curated record